UACUUAAAGGAUAUUUAAAACGUUUCAUUCUUUUUAUGAUCAGAGCUCGAGUUAGUAAUAUAAAACGUAGCAAUAUGUUUUAUUAUUUUUUAAUUUUAACAGUAUUCUUAUUCUAUCUAAACUUGACCAAAAAUUUCAAUUACUGGAAGAAUAAAGGUGUAUAUUUUAUCAAACCGUACCCUAUUGUUGGAAGCAUUUUGGACGUUUAUUUGUUGAAGAAAAGUCCAUCCCAAAUCGCUGAAUAUUUGUACAAGAAACACCCAAAUGAGAAAGUCGUUGGGGUCUUCCGAUCAUCUCAACCCGUACUCAUAGUCAGUGACCCCACAAUCUUGAAGAGAAUUUUCACCUCGGAUUUCAACUAUUUUUAUGCUCGAGGCAUGAAGAUACACAAUGAAGAGCCACUGUUAAGAAAUCUGUUUUUUGCGGAUGGAGAUUUGUGGCGAUCGUUGCGAAAACGAUUCACGCUGGCUUUUACCGGUGUGAAACUUCGAGGAAUGUAUCCAUUAAUUGAACAAGUUGCUGUUCGUCUCCAAAAGAAAGCGGUUGAAAUAUCUGAGGGAGAGAGGGUUUUUGAUGCUCAAGAGCUAAUGGCUCGCUACACCACGGACAUCAUCGGAAACUGUGGGUUCGGCUUCAACGUGGACUCAUUAAAUGACGACAAUUGCCCUUUCAGGUCACUCAGUAACCGAAUAUUUAAAUUUGGCAUUCGUGAAGGCAUUGUUAUGGUGUUAAAGGAUAAUUUUCCGCGACUUUUCGGUCACUUAAAAUAUCUUCCUGACCUGGAAAAGGAAAUUACUAGUUUGGUGAAAGAAAUCCAGGCAAAACGUAAGUUUAUACCGUCUGGGAGGAAUGAUUUUAUAGAUAUCAUGAUGGGGUGGAAAAAAGACGGCGAUGUGACUUUUAAAUCUAUGGAAAAGACUGACUCUAACGGAGAAGCUACUACAGUUACGUUAGAAAUAACUGAUGAACUUAUGGCUGCUCAGGCGUUCAUAUUCUUAGCUGCUGGGUUCGAUACAUCAUCUUUCAAUGCGAGCUGCACCUUGCAUUACCUUGCUCAUCACCCAGACUAUCAGAUGAAGGUCCAAAGGCAGAUAGACCAAGUGAUGAUGAAACACAACAAUCAAAUAUCUUACGAAGCUAUAAAAGACAUGACCUUUUUGGAGAGUGCUCUCAAAGAGACAUUAAGAAUACUGCCUCCAGUAGCAUUUUUGACGCGUGAGUGUGUUAAGCCGUACACGAUACCAGAAUUAAAUGUGACCAUAGACAAGGGCGUCAUGAUCAUAAUACCAGUACAAGCAUUGCAAAGGGAUCCAAAGUACUUCGACAGACCAGAUGAGUUCAUACCCGAUCGUUUCGUCUCGAAUGACACGAGUUCAUUGGACGCGUAUACAUACUUGCCGUUUGGUGCGGGGCCUCGUAGGUGUGUCGGUGAGCGUUUCGGCCAAAUUCAAUCGAUGGCAGGUUUGGCGGCAAUUCUGUCGAAGUGUUCAGUGGUUCCAGCUCCUGAAUCACGGAGAGAGCCUCUUAUAAGUCCCAUACCAAAUGUCGUACAGAGUCUCCAAGGGGGUCUGCCAUUGAUAUUAAAACGUAGAAAUUAAACGAUCAGAAUAUAGAAAAACAAUUAUAAUUUCAUCCCUAAAAGAGUUACUAGGUUUAACGAUGUAAUCGUCUUUUUUUAAUUUUCUUAUUUAAUUUCCUC
Molecule: messenger RNA, 1699 nt
Organism: Zerene cesonia (dogface butterfly)
Lineage: Eukaryota; Metazoa; Arthropoda; Insecta; Lepidoptera; Pieridae
Product: cytochrome P450 6B2-like
Exons: 2
Coding region: 36-1598 (520 amino acids)
Molecular function (GO): iron ion binding; oxidoreductase activity, acting on paired donors, with incorporation or reduction of molecular oxygen; heme binding
Source: RefSeq, a predicted model, not a curated record